Microcebus murinus (gray mouse lemur) is the source of this 1279-nucleotide messenger RNA. RefSeq names its product serine hydrolase like 2 (gene SERHL2). The record is from RefSeq and is a predicted model, not a curated record. Gene Ontology annotation, cellular component: membrane. NCBI's taxonomy places the organism in Eukaryota, Metazoa, Chordata, Mammalia, Primates, Cheirogaleidae.
CGGCGAGGGCGGGACUCGGAGCUGCUGGUGUCCUUUCUUCCCGCGACCUCGGCGCCAGAGUGACUGACUGCGCGAGUCCGCCAGAGCUGAGCGAUGGGCCUGCUCUCAGAGCUGAAGCUGGCUGUGCCGUGGGGCCACAUCGCCGCCAAAACCUGGGGCUUCCCGCAGGGCCCCCCGGUUCUCUGCCUGCAUGGCUGGCUGGACAAUGCCAACUCCUUCAGCAGACUCAUCCCUCUUCUCCCGCAAGACUUCCAUUAUGUUGCCAUGGAUUUUGGAGGUCAUGGGCUCUCGUCCCAUUACAGCCCAGGUUUCCCAUACUACCACCACAACUUUGUGUGUGAGGUCCGAAGAGUCGUGGAAGCCAUGAAAUGGAGUCGCUUUUCCUUGAUGGGCCACAGUUUCGGUGGCACUGUGGCUGGAAUGUUUUCCUGUAUGUUCCCUGAGAUGGUGGACAAACUUAUCUUGCUGGACUCGGUGCCACUCAUCGUGGACUCCAAUGAAAUGGAGAACUUGGUGACCUACAAGAGGAGAGCCAUAGAGCACCUGCUGCAGGUGGAGGCCUUUCAGAAGCCCCCGAGCGUGGUCAGCCUGGAGGAGAUGGUACAGGGGUUCAAGAAGAACAGGCAGAUGAAUGAGGAUUGUGCCAAGCUCCUCCUGGAGAGAGGAACCACGAAGGUGGGCACAGGUGUGACGUUGAACAGAGACCGGAGGGUCCAUUCGGCGGAGAACUCCUUUGAUUUCAUCAGCAAGGAGCUGUAUGUGCACUCUAUCAGGAAGCUGCAGGCCCAGGUCCUGAUUCUCAAAUCAACCGAAGGAUUUUCUGAUGUGAGAAGAGAGAACGACACCAAGAAGGAGCCCCUGUACUUCAUGGUUCACAUGCUGAAAUCCGUCCUAAAAGAGCAGUGCCAGUACGUGGAGCUCCCGGGCAAUCACUACAUUCACAUGGAGGAGCCCCACCGCCUGGCUGGCCACAUCAGCUCCUUUUUGCAGAGCAAGCACAAGACCCCAGCUCGGCUGUAGCUCCUGGGCGGCCACAGAGACCUGGCGUUCACUCUGAGCUCCCAAGCCCCCUGCAAGGCCAGGCGUGGUGGGGACAGGCCAGUAUGGGCUGGCAGUUAAGGGGAUGGGGGCAAGAUUCCAACUUUAACAUCUAGACUUCAAGAGGGAGAUGAUGUCUGGAGUUGGGGUCAUCUCUUUUGUGCUUACUAAUCCCCAGUGAGCCGGCAGUGCCCGCCGGGCCUUUCCCUGGGUGGAAAAUAAAACUUGUAUUCUCUCUGUU